Molecule: messenger RNA, 705 nt
Organism: Elaeis guineensis (African oil palm)
Lineage: Eukaryota; Viridiplantae; Streptophyta; Magnoliopsida; Arecales; Arecaceae
Source: RefSeq, a predicted model, not a curated record
AUGGUCGAGAAGUAUUUCGGCUGGAUGCCCAAAUCCGCACCGGUGAAGCUGCCCGACAUCAGCGAGCCGCGCCAGACCGCGGAGAAGUUCAAGAGCCGCGUCGAUCGCCUUGCGCCCAAACCGGGCUGGGCGGCGGGCUAUCACGUUCCCGCGCGCGGCACGCCCGAAUGGUAUGCGAUGGGCCUGAUCGACCAGAUGCUGGUCAAGGGACAGGACAGUCGUCUCUACCGCAAGCUGGUGGCCGAGACCGGCAUUGCCGGCGAGGUAGGCGGGGGGAUCAACUUCCCGCUGGGCAAUAUGUUCAACUAUCAGGGCCCGAUGUUGUGGAGCUUCAACUUCACGCAUGACGCCAAUCGCAGCCGCGACGAGAUCAAGGCGGCGGUUGACAGCGUAAUCGAGGAUCUGCGCACCAAGCCGGUCUCCGCCGAGGAGCUGGCGCGGGCGCGAACCAAGAUGCGCUCGUCGCUCUACUCGACGAUCGACGGCACCGGACGGAUCGGCCUGAUCGACCUGCUGGCGGUGUAUGCGUUGUUCGACAACGACCCGAACAAGGUGAACCAGAUCGAGGACGGCUUCGCCAAGGUGACGCCGGCGCUGAUCCAGAAGACCGCGCAGGAAUAUCUGCGUUCCACCAACCGAUCGAUCUACGCGAUCGACCCCGGCGCGGCGCCCGCUGCUGCGCCCAAGCCCGCGGGAGCCAAGUAA